This is a messenger RNA of Ficedula albicollis (Collared flycatcher), 1007 nucleotides long. Its product is annotated as glutathione S-transferase. Bases 124 to 792 code for a protein of 222 amino acids. Gene Ontology annotation, biological process: xenobiotic metabolic process; glutathione metabolic process. The record is from RefSeq and is a predicted model, not a curated record. Gene Ontology annotation, molecular function: glutathione transferase activity. Lineage: Eukaryota; Metazoa; Chordata; Aves; Passeriformes; Muscicapidae. The transcript is spliced from 7 exons.
CGGGCGCUGUGUGAGAGGAGGGCCGGGCGCUGUGUGAGAGGAGGGCCGGGCGCUGUGUCGGUGCUGAGUCGGUGCUGAGGCGGCGGAGCGGCGUGGGCAGACGGUAACAAGAAUUCUGAAAUCAUGGCGGGGAAACCCAAGCUGCACUACACCAAGGGAAGGGGGAAGAUGGAGUCAAUCCGAUGGCUGUUAGCAGCAGCUGGGGUUGAGUUUGAGGAAGAAUUCAUAGAAACGAAAGAAGACUUAGAAAAAUUGCGCAGUGAUGGAGUCCUGCUGUUUCAGCAGGUGCCCAUGGUGGAGAUCGAUGGGAUGAGGAUGGUGCAGACCAGAGCCAUCCUCAGCUACAUUGCAGCAAAGUACAACCUCUAUGGGAAGGACCUGAAGGAGAGAGCCUGGAUUGAUAUGUACGUGGAGGGAACUACAGACCUAAUGGGAAUGAUCAUGUAUCUCCCUUUUCAACCAGCUGAUACAAAAGAAAAGAAUCUUGCCUUAAUCAUUGAACGAGCUACAACCAGGUACUUUCCUGUUUAUGAAAAGGCCUUAAAAGAUCAUGGACAGGAUUAUCUUGUUGGCAACAAGUUAAGCUGGGCAGAUGUCCAUCUGCUGGAAGCCAUUUUAAUGGCAGAAGAAUGUAAGCCUGAUGUACUGUCUGCAUUUCCUCUGCUACAGGCUUUUAAAGGAAGAAUCAGCAACAUUCCAACAAUCAAAAAAUUCUUACAGCCUGGCAGCCAGAGGAAGCCACCAACAGAUGAGAAGUUUGUUGCUGUUGUGAGGAAAAUAUUCAAUAUCUAAUCUGAUGAAGAUAACCCAGCUGUAGUGUAUUACCAGAGCUUGCCUUGUAAGUGUAAAUUGCAUAGAUGUGCUCUGUAACUUGCAUCAUGUGGCCAGUGUUGAAACAGUACACUGUGAAUACACUUUUAAAUUAGAGUAAAAUGCUAAUUUGGACCUGUUGAGUCCAGAAAGAAGACUUUUAUGAAGCAGUUAUAUGAAAUAAAAUAUGCUGACAC